Molecule: messenger RNA, 1996 nt
Organism: Alligator mississippiensis (American alligator)
Lineage: Eukaryota; Metazoa; Chordata; Crocodylia; Alligatoridae
Product: N-acetyltransferase 8
Exons: 3
Coding region: 1259-1996 (245 amino acids)
Molecular function (GO): N-acetyltransferase activity
Source: RefSeq, a predicted model, not a curated record
UUCUCCCCCGGAGCUGGGAAUGCCCAGCUGUGCUUGGGCCCUCAUGGGGUGGGCACAAGCCCCCGGGCCCCGAGCACUGCCUUUGUGGUGGGAGUGCAAUGGGCAGCCCCAUUGCUCUGGCAUGCCUGAGUCUCCUUGUGCCAUGCAGAUGAGGCUGGGGGCUUCCUAGAUGCCCACGUAGAAAGAUAGUCACCUCCAGCCUCUUGCUGCACGCCCAGCUCCUGCCUCUUCAGGCAGAGCCCCAGCUCCCAACCAGGCUCAGGGACUGCCAGGGAGAGGGGUGCUGGGCUCAGACCCAAGGCCUAGCCGGCCUCCAUGCCCUGCUGUGCCCCUGCUCCGGGUCCGCAGCGCCUAGCUGUGCUGCUGACGGGCUGUGCGUGUCCCCAAGCUCCAUGACAGGCCCCGGCCUUCCUGGCUGCUCUGGGGUCUGGGCGCAGGGGUCUGUGGAUCCUGGUUGCUCAGUUCCCAUGGCAAGAAGCCCCCCGCCACCCCCAACUCCCCCAUGAAGUUGAGGGGUUUGAGCUGCCCUGGUGCGCCAGGUGCUGUACAAGUGCACGAGGGAAAAGGUGCUAGGCCAGAGCCCAGCAGGGGCAGACCCGAGCUGCCAAGGGCUAGACAGCGCCGCAACACUGCCAGGGUACUGGUGGGUGCUGUCUCAGCCCUGCUAGAAGGGUCCUGGGACUGCCUUGUCCAGGUCCUGCGAGGCACAAGCAUCCAUGCCAGCAGCUGGCUCAGGGUGCAGUGUGGAAGCCAGGAGAGGGGGGUCGGGGAGCACGGGCUGCAUGCCAGGCCUGGGACACAGACCAGCGCUGCCCCGGAGCCCCCACCGCGAGUGCUGGCUGCAGCCCGCACCGGUGUAGUUUCCCCUUUAAGCUGCGUGGGCCCAGCCCUGCGUGCUGGCCUGGCGCCGAGAACGGGGGAGCCGCUGCAGGGAGUGAGUGACUCGAGGCCUCGCGCUCUUGGCUGUCAGCGAAGGGCUCCGGCUUGUGCCAGGAGCUGGACGGGCAGCCUGGCCUACAGCUCUUUUUGUAACACCCUGCGAGUCUUUCUGAGGGUUUCACUUCUCCAACAAAAAAAUUAUCCGUCCCAGUUGUUUUUGGGGAGAACCUUUCCCUCCGAGGCCUAACAGACACAAGUCCUCGCCGUGGGAUCUGACCGACUUGAGUGUGUGGCAGCUGUGCAUCUGUAUGCAGCACGGGGCUCAUUGCCUGAGGCUGAUUUCCUUGGUCGCCAGGGCCCAAAGGGACGUGAGGCUGUAAUGGCCCAGUACCGCAUCCGGCCGUACAAGGAUGGGGACUAUAAAGCCGUGCGUGAUAUCUUUGCCGAAGGCAUCAUGGAGCAGAGCUCUGCCGCGUUCAUGCACCUGCUGACAUCCCCAUGGACCGCCCUGCUCCUCCCGAGCCUUUUCUUCCUCGUGCUUGUGGCCUCCGGGUCCAUCCUCCUCGCCUUGCUGCCCGUCGCAAUUGUCCUGGCCGUGGCCUGGGUUUACGUCCGGUCUUUCAGCACCGACUACGUGCAGCUGGCUCUGCGCACUGACCUGCGGGACAUCCGCGGCACCUACCUGGGGGCUGCCGAUAGCUGCCUGUGGGUGGCCGAGGCCGGCGGGGCCGUGGUGGGGCUGGUGGCCGCCGUCCAGCCACAGGACCCGGCGGAGAGGGGCACCGCGCUGGAGCUGAAGCGCAUGUCGGUGCGGCAAGCAUCCCGGGGCCAGGGCAUCGCCCGGGCCCUUUCCAGGACUGUGCUGCAGUUCGCCCAGGAGCGCGGGUACCGGGCAGUCGUCCUCUCCACCUCCGUGGUGCAGCGCGCGGCACAGCAGCUGUACGAGCACCUGGGCUUUCAGCGCGUGGCAACCAAGAGCCCCUCGCUGCUCACCCGCCUGCUCCACCUCUACAUCAUCCACUACCACUACGACAUCCCCGCGGUGCCAACACCACGGCCCCCAGUCAAGGCCUGCAGCGGGUCUCCCUGCCAUCGGGGUGACCCCCUAGGAAAUUAA